Polistes dominula (European paper wasp) is the source of this 2593-nucleotide messenger RNA. Its product is annotated as TBC1 domain family member 31. Gene Ontology annotation, cellular component: ciliary basal body. The record is from RefSeq and is a predicted model, not a curated record. Gene Ontology annotation, biological process: cilium assembly. Lineage: Eukaryota; Metazoa; Arthropoda; Insecta; Hymenoptera; Vespidae. Gene Ontology annotation, molecular function: protein binding.
AAUAUACGUCGAAUGUUUAUCAACAAAAUUGACAAAUACCAAAAUAAACAUUUUUUUGAUGAAUUAUUAAUGAAGUAUAAUAAUAAUGUAAAAAAUUAUGAUAUUAACCAACAAAUUAAAUUUCACAAUUUCGAAGGAAUUUAUCGUUGUGUAAAAUUAUUAUGCAUUGCAGGAAGUGGGUUAAAUUGAAAAAGAGUAGUGAUUGGUAUGAAUUGGAAGCAGAAUCAAUUAAAGAUAUAAGGCAAUGUCUUGUACGAAUAAAUUUUGUUCAAAUAGCAUAUGCCUGCGAUAAUGAAAGAUUAAUAGCUAUAGACUCCAAAGGUAUAGCUUAUUACAUUGACUUAACGAAUGUACACCCAUCUUAUCAGAAACUUGGUUCUAUAGGACAAGCUUGUUUUGUAGCAUUCAAUCCUAUAGACAAUAGUGAAAUAAUAAUAGGUCUUACCACUGCUGACAUAAAGCUUAUGAAAAUACAUGCAAAUAUCAAAGAAUUCUGUUUAAUAUCAGGACACAAAUUACCACCAACAAAUAUCUCCUUUUAUAAGGAUUAUUGCUUAACGUUUUCUUACAAAGAAGUUAUAAUAUGGCAUUUAAAAUCUUUUAGUAAAGCGCACCAAUUACAUAUUAAUACUAAAAAUGUAUCCAUAAAAAAAGCAAGCUUUUCAAACUUAGGUCAUAUUGUUGUAUUAUAUCACAAUGAUAGUGUACAAACUUGGAUGCUUAAUCAGUUGGAUACAGAUACAAAAUUAGAUAUCAAGAAAUUUAGUAUACGUAAUAUAAAAGACUUUGUUUUUACGCAAAAUGGAAGAGCUAUGAUAAUAGCUAGUACUCAAAACAAAAUCAUUGUUUUAAAUACAUAUAACUGGAAUAUGAUCAAAAGUUGGAGUUUACCGGAAAAAUUCAUUGGUGUAAAACAGAUGUCAAUUGUACCUUUGCCAUUAGAUAGCGGUGCUAAUCAAAUAUUAGCAGUUAUUUCAUCAAAUUGCAUGGUCUACAUUCUUAAUUUAAAUUUGUCACGUUUCAUUCAUAUGAAACAUGAAAUCAAUAACGUUAAAAAAAUAGUAGUUUCUUCGGAUGGUAGAUAUAUGACGAUUAUUGAUAAACAAGGAUUCUUGAAAUUAAUACUUUGUGACAAAUUGUUUUCUUCAGAACCAAUGCGAACAGAAAAAUUAGAAAAAUUAGAAAACAAAUGUAGACCUAAAGCUCACAAAAUAAAUGAUCAUCUUCAAUGUAUCAGACAAAAUAUAAAACAAGAAUUACAUCUCGAUAGACUAUUACUGAUUUUACAAGAAUUUGGAACAUUUCCUGACAAAUAUCGUCCUCUUAUCUGGUCUACGAUAUUAAAACUUCCAGCCAAUAAAACUGCAUUCAUCUCUUUAAUGAAUAAUGUAACGCAAAGAGAAGUUUCUUUAAACUUUCUUAAAAAUUAUCAUUUAGCUGAUCGCAGUAAGGUAUCAUUAUUAACAAUGAUAAUAGAUUGUUUAAUACAAUGGUGUCCUUUACUUGCUCAGACUUCAUUUUUGCCAAAUCUAAUAUUUCCAUUUCUUAUGGUAUUUCAGAAAGAUCAACUAUUUGCUUUGGAGCUUGUUUUAAGUAUACUAGUAAAUUAUUGUCAAAAAUGGUUCGAAUAUCACCCCUUACCGCCUUUAAAUAUUUUGGGUAUUAUUGAAAAUAUUCUAUUGAGAGCAGAUCCACAACUGCUAAAUGUUUUUUGCGAACGUGGUAUAACAUCUAUAGAAUAUGCAUGGCCGUUACUGCAAACAACAAUGAGUGAAGUAUUGUCUGGUGAUGAGUGGCUUAUUUUGUGGGAUCAUUUAUUAUCUUUCCAAACAUCUACUCUUUUUCUUAUGUGCAUUAUUGCCUAUAGCAUUUGUUCGCGUAAUAUUAUUUUCAUGUUGCAUACGGCUGAAGAUUUAAAGCGUUUCUAUAGGACGCAAGGGCAUAUUAGAGCUAAAGAGUUGUUAAAAGUAGCGCAACACCUUGAUCAGGACGUUCCACAUCGACUGCAUCCUAAUCUUUAUCUUAGGAAUAAGUUAAUACAAUUGCCAAAGAAAGGACCAUAUCCUCCGUUUGUAUUAGAAGAUUAUCCAAAAUUUCUUACCGAAGAAUUAAAUAUCUCUCAACUUCAAAAGCUUCAAAAACAAAAACAAAUCUUGCAGAGGUACAAACAACAAGCUGUAUUAACAGAGGAAAAAAGAUUAAACAAUGCAGCGAAGACUUUUAUGGAAGAAAUUCAUAAAAAAAGACUUCAUGAAGUAAAGAAAUCUUUUCAAGCACAAUUAUAUAAUAAAGAAUUAGAAUUAAAUGAAAUAAUGGAACAAAUGAAAGGAGAAGUAGCAUCAUAUAAACAUAUGGAAAGAAAACUUUCUCAUAUUUUAACAAAUUCAGAAUCAGAAACAUAUAGUAGUACAGAUUCAGAAAAUACUUCAAAAAUGAAUAACAAAGAAUUAAGAAAUUGUACAAAACUGCAAAGAGAUGUAGCUAGAUUAGAAGAUGAAGUACAAAAUGUUUUAGACGAAUUGAGAUGUAAUAGACCGACUAGUUAAUAUUAUUUAAUUUUAAAUAUAUAUUCCUUAAUAUUUAUUUAAAAAUU